Molecule: messenger RNA, 1380 nt
Organism: Podarcis muralis (Common wall lizard)
Lineage: Eukaryota; Metazoa; Chordata; Lepidosauria; Squamata; Lacertidae
Source: RefSeq, a predicted model, not a curated record
AUGGAGAGGCGUUUACCAUACACCACAUACGUGCAGCAUAAGCCUGAAUAUGGGACUCAUUGUUUUAGUCUGAAAAUGACUCACUUGCUUCCUAUCAUCUUGCUUACUGAAUGCAAAUAUGUUCACAUAGUGUGGUUCCUUAUGCACCUGCACACAAGUAGCAUCAAGUCUGGGACAGCCCAAAAGUUUGCCGCCUGCCAGCGGCGACGCAGCCACCUUCGGCCUCCCGAGCCACAGGCUGGGCUUUCCAAACAGCGCGCGCGGGCAGCGGCGGGUGGGAGGGCUCCUUACCUGCCUGGCGCUACAGCUGGGCAAAGCCGGCCAACUGGGUCCUCCCACCGCCGCCGGCUUCGGCUGAGGCAGGGAAGGAACGGCGCAGGCGGGCAAACAAGCAAGCCGCGGCAGAGGAGGCGAAGCCAGCAAGGCUGCAGUUUGAUAUAUGCCUUCAUGGGAGCAUGGCUGGCUGGACUCAACAGAUCUUAUUUCCAAGCAGGAGCCAAUGAAGCAAGCUUAUACCUUAGCCAGAAACAUCCCAAGGAACGACGCCAAGUUUCCACAAACACCUGCAAAUGUUGUGGCAUGUUGUAUCAAGAGAGAGAAUUUUCAUCUUAAUCCUCCGGAUAACAAGACUGACAUCUGGAACACUCAGGCACACGCUCUUCCAAGAAAACGGUGUCAGCUACAUGCACAGUCUCUCUCUCGAGGCUCAUUUCGAGUUCCAAGAGGCAUUUUGGAAAACUUGUGCAAUUGUGAUACUAUCUACCUCUGAGAAAGGCAUCAGCAACGUUCAGGUCUAAGUUAAACUGGGCAGGAGGAACUUGUGGUCCUCCAGAGGUUGCCGGACUUAACUUCACAUCAGUUCCAACCAGCAUGGCUAAUUCUUAGCGAUGAGAGGAGUUUGAGUCCAACAACAUCUGGAGGGCCACAUGCUUCCCAGAGCCUCAUUCCCCAUCCUCUGUCAUAAGUGCCAUGGAUUAACUAACUGCAUUUUUGGAGCAUUUUUCUGAGUUUGUGGUUUUCCUACUAAUAUAAUAUAAUUCACUGUGUAUCAGACAGCAUAAGUAUUUCCAAAGGCUGGAUUGCCCAUUGGCUGCAAAUCAGUCCUUUAGUACUCGGAAAAGAUCACCCAUCUUCUUAUCUUCCAAAGUACCAAACUCCUACUAAGGUCAAUAGAAAUUAUGUGAAAAUGCUGACUGGAGGUUCUGACUCAGGGUGUAAAUUCUAAAUAUUAAUUACAGUACUUAAAAUGUCUGCAGAGCACACAGCCUGCAGAAGAUAAGAAAACAGUGUAUGUAACAACUCUGGAAAAUCAACAAGGCUUUACUAGCUGAGAAUCCUUGCUUCAGUUUGAACAUAAAACAAAUAAAUCUACUCUAACGA